AUGACUUUAAUUUUCUUCCUUCUCUUCGUCGCUACCACAACCAAAGUUCAUGCAAGAACCCUCCUGGGUGAACUUGUUGCUCUCGAUGAUAGCAAGCUCUUUGGGGAUGACGGUGGCGGCGGCCAUGGCUUUGGUGUUGGAGUUAGUCGACAUGGGUCUGACAUCAACAUUGGUAUUGGUGGAGGUGCUGGUGGAGGCAUUGGGAGCAAAAGAGGUGGUGGUUUGAGUACCGGAGGAGGGGUUGGCGUCGGAGUUGCGAUAGACGCGAGCAGGCAUGGUGUUGAUGUUGGCAUUGGAGUGGGUGGCGCGGGCGCAGUGGGGGCGGAGAAUGUGGGUGUGGGUCUUGGUGAGGGGUUUGGAAGUGCUAAUGGUGGCAAGGGAGGUGGAAGUGGUGGGGGCGGCGGGUCAAUCGGUGGCAAUGACCUUGAUUGA
Messenger RNA from Phalaenopsis equestris, 432 nucleotides. Its product is annotated as glycine-rich cell wall structural protein-like. NCBI's taxonomy places the organism in Eukaryota, Viridiplantae, Streptophyta, Magnoliopsida, Asparagales, Orchidaceae. The transcript is spliced from 2 exons. The record is from RefSeq and is a predicted model, not a curated record. The coding region runs from base 1 to 432 and encodes 143 amino acids.